Messenger RNA from Doryrhamphus excisus (bluestripe pipefish), 2845 nucleotides. It is a transcript of the gene slc25a23a, whose product is annotated as solute carrier family 25 member 23a. Gene Ontology annotation, molecular function: calcium ion binding. Gene Ontology annotation, biological process: transmembrane transport. NCBI's taxonomy places the organism in Eukaryota, Metazoa, Chordata, Actinopteri, Syngnathiformes, Syngnathidae. The record is from RefSeq and is a predicted model, not a curated record.
UAUCGAUCCACCCACAACAGCAAACAUGGUCGAUGGUUAGGCAUCACGAAUGAUGAUUUCACAAUACAUGUAAUCAUCAUAUCAGCUCCAAUGAAUGUGCCCCCCCCCCCAUAGUGUCCUGCCCUGAGGGACACCAACCAUCAAGGGCAUCUUCUUUUCUUUAACCUCGGAGGAGUGACUUGUUUGCUUCGCUUCCUGGUUCGAGGGGAGGAGUCGCUGUUAAGUCUACUCGACAUUUUGGGCUGCACACUAACAACCUUCCCUGGACUGGACCACCAUCAUAUCACAGAUCAUGCUUGUCUGGCGUCACAUCUGGUUUCAAGACGGAUUCGGGUCGUGGUGAGCCUACAGUAGAUCCUUCCAUGCAUCCUACCAUGAAAGUCUUUAACUGAAGGCCGUCAUGGCCCCUGCAAGGACUUUGCUCCGGAGGGCCCGCUGUCAGAACGGUGCAUCCCCAAGUCAGGACCAGGAGAGGGAGGAGUACUGGGGAGAGCUGUUUGACCAGCUGGAUCUCAACAAAGAUGGAUUCAUUGACAUAGAUGAACUACGGAAAGGGCUGGCAGGUCGAGGACUAUCCAAAGCUUCAUUGGAGAAGAUUGUGGAAGCAGGGGACACCAACCAGGAUGGGGUACUUGACUUUGAGGAGUUCAUCCGGUACCUUCGUACUCAUGAAAAGCAGCUGAAACUCAUGUUUCGCAGCCUGGACAAGAACAAUGACGGUCAGAUAGAUGCUGCGGAGAUCCAGCAGUCGCUCCACGCUGUUGGCUUAGACAUCAGCCUCAGGGCCGCCACCAGGAUUUUAAAAAGUAUAGACCAGGAUGGGAACAUGACCAUUGACUGGAAUGAGUGGCGUGACUACUUCCUGUUUAACCCACUCACAAACAUGGAGGAUGUGGCACGCUAUUGGAAACGUUCGAUGAUGCUGGAUUUAGGCGAGCAGCUGACAGUUCCUGAUGAAUUUUCCGAAGAGGAGAAGAAGUCUGGUUAUGUGUGGCGACAACUAAUGGCGGGAGCCUUGGCUGGAUCAGUAUCACGGAGCGGGACCGCCCCCUUAGACCGCCUCAAGGUCUUCCGUCAGGUUUAUGGUUCGUCUGUGUUUCGAGGGAACGUGCUGAGUGGUUUCCAGUACAUGUUAAAAGAGGGAGGAGUAUCGUCAUUUUGGAGGGGCAAUGGAAUCAACGUUCUUAAAAUUGCCCCCGAGACUGCAAUCAAGUUCACAGCUUACGAGCAGAUCAAGCUCCUAGUGUGUGGCAGAAAAGAUACCAAGAAUCUAAGGAUUCAUGAGAGAUUUCUUGCCGGCUCUUUGGCUGGGGCAAUAGCUCAGACAGCCAUUUACCCAUUAGAGGUUCUGAAGACUCGCCUCACAUUAAGAAAAACAGGCCAAUUCUCGGGUAUGACUGACUGCGCCAAACAGAUCCUGCAAAGGGAAGGUGUUGCAGCCUUCUACAAGGGUUAUGUGCCCAACAUGUUGAGUAUUGUCCCUUACGCCGGCAUCGACUUGGCCGUCUACGAGACUCUAAAGUUUGCAUGGCUGAAUAGGAACAGAGGGGUGGCUGACCCGGGGGUCAUGGUACUGGUCGGCUGUGGUGCAGUCUCCAGUACAUGCGGGCAGCUGGCAAGUUACCCUCUUGCACUGAUCCGCACCCGAAUGCAAGCUCAAGACUCACUGAAAGGGUCCACGAAGCUCUCCAUGUCCUCCUUGAUUCGCAAUAUCGUGACCCAAGAGGGUUUGGCGGGCCUUUAUCGUGGAAUUUCCCCCAAUUUGCUGAAAGUCAUCCCUGCCGUCAGCGUGUCCUACGUUGCAUACGAAUACACGAGGAUAGCCCUGGGAGUGGACGUGGAGGGUAGGCGGGGAGGUAGAGGGAAGAUGUAGAUGGUUUGUCGUGGUUGGUACAUACAGAUCUGUUGAACCUGCAUGAGGAAAUGGACCUUGACAGUGGAUGAAUUCAUGGCCACUGUGAUUGCAAGUGAAAGAGACAAGACAUCCCUUGCCUUUGGAUGACCUCACCUGACCUGGCAAGUUGCUGUGAGAGAUUUAAUGUGUGAGUUGCACUGCAUGGCAUGCCAGCGGUUGUUGCGUAAUAAACUAAUGAACUUCCCGUCAAGACUUGCAUGAAGUGAAAGGCAGCAGGUAGAGGGCGUAUAAUAAGGAAUGCUGUGUUUUGAAAUAGAGGAUUAUACAGCUUUUUCUCCACCUCACAGGUGAACUGUAGAGAAGAUGGAUGCCUGGCAUGAGGACCAAUCCAGCAUUCUGAAGUCACUGCAAAUUUUUACACUUUUAAUGUGGACUGAAAUGUCUUAAGCAAAUGGUGAAAACACUGAAGAACAGAACUCAAAAACGGUGUUCAUUCAAAGGAUAAAUGGAGAACAUAUUUUUAUGGAAGUAUUACAAUAAAACCUCUAAAGGUCACACAAAAGGAAUUUACUGAAUGCUGAUUUACCUGAAGAAGUGUUGGGUUAAGUGUCGCUGUCUAUCUACAAUGCAACUUCCAGAUUAUAAAUGAGAUAAAUAUUUUGUAUUUAUAUUUAUUUAUAUUUAUAUUUUUUAAAUAUUUUUUAUUGCAAUCUAUAGUGCCAGUAUUUAUUUUUGAAUGUCUGCAUUUUAUUUGUCAUGAUGCUUACGUUGUGUUGAGCUGUUGUUGUUGUUGGGUGGGUUUGUUGAUUUCAGUGGGAAACAUCAACUCGAUAAGUAAGUGCAAACCUACCUGUAUUUGUUUUUGAAUUAUUGACUUUUACAACACUGUAUAUUAAUUGUUAUUAUUUUUGCAUUAUGUUGGCCCUGUAGUUGAUUCAAUGGGAAACAUCAACAAAUAAGUGGAAUUAAUCAAGCUAGUUCUCGUCAGUU